Messenger RNA from Suillus fuscotomentosus, 1131 nucleotides. RefSeq lists its product as uncharacterized. The transcript has 8 exons. The record is from RefSeq and is a predicted model, not a curated record. Lineage: Eukaryota; Fungi; Basidiomycota; Agaricomycetes; Boletales; Suillaceae. Bases 1 to 1131 code for a protein of 376 amino acids.
AUGGCUCUAUCCGGGGACGAUUCUGCGGGAGACCUUCCUGUUCCUCCUAGAGAAGUAUCACUUUGUGUCCCGACAUCUCCUCAUGCUAGGGCAAAGCGGAGAAUUACCGCCCUCAUGGAGGAGGUCGAAGCUUUGAAGCAGGACAAGGUGGUAAAACAUAGGAAGACAACUUACUAUGUUUCACAGGGACGAGCUAUCCGUCGUAUGGUUGCCCUCUACAGUCCCAUAGAGGACCUAGUCGCCGAAAAUGAUCGGCGUUGUGAAGACAGAGACAGCGGUUCUACUCUUGAACAAGACCGCCUUCAACGCGGCUACAUCGAACUCGCCAAAUCAUUACCGUGGUUUCACGAGAGGCUAGCAACUCUUGAUCAUGAGGAGUCGGAGGAUAUGCUCAGAAAGCUCAAGCGAGGUGCAGACUCAGCUCGUGGCGAUGACACAGGAACGCUCAAAGACCUCGUUGCUUCAUGGAUCAAUAUUCUGUGUUGUCCGACUCCGCUCAUCAGGACCGACGACAAGCACCAUCGAGGUUUCGUCAACGAUGCGUGUGGUCAACUACUCUGCCCAGCGGAAUGGCGCUGGGAGGAUCCAGUCGUCAAGGCUGGCAUUCGCGACCGUACGACUUCUUUCAUCGUGUCUGAAAACUCGUGGCCAACAUUUAUGUAUGAGAACUAUGAAGCUGACGCUAAGAAUUUGGAGCGCGGGCUCAUGAAGUCGAAGUUAUUGCUAAUUGUAUUGAAGGGGUUCAAGGCCAUCUUCACAUCCCCCUCCUCUGCCAACGAAGUGGAUGGCGAUGGCGAUGGCGCCGAUAUCAUUGAGAAUUGCAGAUGCGCUCGGAGACGGUCGGAUCAAGCCAAAAUUCGAUUCGCACUUUCCAAUAUCACUUCCUGGCGUACUGUAGACGGGGAUUUCGACUAUCAGAUCUUCUGGAACAAUAUCGUAGACUUUUUUGAAGCCCCCCCGGGUGCAGCUGCGCGAUCCAGGGUGAAUCAACUUCUUGAGUGGUGGACUAGGAAAGUUUUUGGAAGAAACCAUCGAGAGGACUUGACGCCGGACGUCGUUUCCAAAAUGUCUGUCAAUGCUCUCGCUGCCCAGAGACAGCAGAUGGAGGACGCCGCAUUCGACUCCGACUAG